CUCUCGCGGAUCGGUCGGAGCCCCGGGCUGGAUUUCAAGGCCUCGUGCGGAAGCGGGGCCGGGGGCGGCCCUGGCGGGGCGGCUGGAGGCGACGCGGUGGGAGCCUCGGGCGGCGACACGGCGCCCACCAACGGCGAGUCUACCUCCACCUCCAACAACACCAAUUCGCCUUCGACCACGUCAUCCAUCCAAUCGGAGCAGUUCAACAUCUUCCCGGCCAUCUUCUCCCGGCAGCUCAACUUCCAUCACCACCACCAUCAUAACCAGGGCCAGACUGGUCAAGGGAAGUUGAUGGACGAGCUGCGCCCGAACUUAGGGCUCCUAGGGCUCAUGGAUGAGCACCAUCUUCACCACCACCACCAUCACCACGAUAAGCGGAUCGUCACCAAAACGGAGACACCGGACUUCUCGGCCCUCUACAACCUACCCACUUCGGCCCUCGACGCCUCACAGACUCACUCCUCCUCCCCCAGUAGGAACCUCUCCGAUCACACGGGUGUGGAAGGAGCUUUUAAGAAAUUAAAAAAUGAGCCACUAGGCGGGCCGUCACCUUCAAUACCCCACACGCCAACCACCGCAGCAUGCCCAACGCCUGCUCGACGGAGGCAUAGGACCACUUUCACACAGGAACAAUUAGCAGAAUUAGAGGCAGCCUUUGCCAAAUCGCACUAUCCAGAUAUCUAUUGCAGAGAAGAAUUAGCUAGGACGACAAAACUCAACGAAGCUCGUAUCCAGGUAUGGUUUCAAAAUCGACGGGCAAAAUAUCGGAAGCAAGAGAAGCAGCUACAAAAGGCCCUGGCUCCCCCCGUUUUACCGAGCUGUAACGGAGCCAUGAUGCGCAAUAUUUACCCGACUGCCAGUAGAGGUUACCAACCGUACCCCCACCCUAACACAAUCAAUAGGUAUCCACAGAUGAGUUCAAGCUCCUACGCAAGUAUGAGUCAGCCUUUUUCUAUGACCCAUGGGGCAGCAAAUAUGAGUGCAGCAGUAUCCGGUAUCCGGCAAGAUGCAAUGGGUAUCACGACGGAGGACGAGUGGUACAACAAAAGUCUAUCGGCCCUUAGGAUGAACUCGAGUCAUCACCCGAACCUGGCCGCCCCGAUGCUCCAGUACCAGACAUAAUACUAAUUCAAUUGACCGCUCUUCGCAGUUCUAUUCGCACUCACUUCUCGACAGUGGCGAGGCGUGAAUGAUCGAUUAUCGAUAUUUCUCCAUAUGAGCUGUGGUAAAGAAUCGAUUAUUAAGGUGUUUGCUGCGAACGCCCUGAUAACCGAUCAUUUUCCGUACGUUUAAAUGGUAGAUCAAUCGAUAUAUCGCAAAGCACGCCACGCAACUACUUCUCGACGAGUCCUUGCCGCUCCUUCAACGCUGCCCGCGCAUCCCGCACAACACUCCCGACUCCCUCGCACAACUGCGUGUCGGGUCCUCAAACGCGAAUCGCGUGGAAUUUUUCGUGUAAUUCUAGUCAGCAUCAAAAUUAACGCUCUAGUCAAAAUAUUUUCCAGGCUGAAACCUGAUUCUUAUUCUAGUCAAAAUUGAAAUCCCCUAAUUUUUUAUUUUCAUAAUUCUCAGAACAAAUUAGAAUUGCGAGCAAUUCAGUUCCUUCACAUUUAAAAUCAUGUUUCAUUUGAGUUAUAUUUUUAGUAAAAAGACGAAGCCGAAAGAGUAAGCUUGUUUGAGAGGUCCAAAAGAGUUUGGUCAAACAUUAGUUGGGACAAUUUUUCAAUCGCACCAUUCAUAUUAACAAGUAAAGCAGAUCAUUAGUUGAGGGUUCUUAUAUUUAUUAGCCUAAUGCCUGUAUUCUGCACAAUUAGUGCUACACAAAUAUUUAGUUGGUCCAACAAAACAGUGGAGAAUCUUUAAGUUCAGUGCCAUGGAGAAAUUUUACACCAAUUUUUCCCUUUCUUCUUUUCAAAGCCUCAUAAUGCCCGUUAUUCUUUGUGAUGCUUAAUUGUUUCAUUGCCUACACCAAGAGUAACUUUUCUAGUCAAUUUGUGAGGUAUUCGUAUUUGUUUACGAGAACGGUUGUUUUUUAGUUCAAUUUCUUUCUCAUGUUUGAAUAUUUCUUGUGCAUUCUUUUACGGGAGGAGGGGUAAAUUCCUUUUAUUUUACUUUUUAUCCUUGUUGGUUUUAUUUAUUUUUAUCUCAUGAUAAUUAUGAUUCCUAAUGUUUUUGUUUUCUUUUUUGUUUCUCUUCUGCAUGUCAUUAUCAUCAUUUAUGAGUUAGCUAGUCACUCUAUGUGUAAGAAAAAACUUAGCUCUCUACCUAUACGACAUUGAAAUGUGCAAUCAAAACGAGUUUAUAUCUUGCUUACACAGUGAAAAAAAAGGAACCGACAUUUUGUGUUAAUAUGAGAAGUCGAACACAAAGUAAUCUAAACUCGCAGUCAAUAUUUUUGGUUGGUUUUUCUUUGAGUUCCAUUGAACAAAACUUUGGGUUACAUUGGCCAAAUUUUUGGAUUUGACAUCUGCAACCUUGUCAGAAAGUAGACGCAAAUUGGCAGGGUCGUAACUAUAUUCCAUCGAUGCCAGUCGAAUACACUAUUUACGAAUAUUCACCUUUUUCUUUUUCUACACCUAAUUAUUUUAAUCAAAAAUUAUCAAAGGCAGUUGAAUCAUCAAUUCAUCAUAAAUUAAAAUAGAACUCAAAAUUAAUUACGUAAAUGAUUAUGCUUUCUGUUGCGGCGGCAAAUCUCAAAUCCUACCAUCAUCAGAUCCUGAGAGUCCGGUCAUAGUUGUAAAAAUUAGGAGACAGUUGUAAAUAGUUAUAACCACAUUUGGAGGAGGCGUGAUGCAUCACAUCGGUGGAAAAUAUUUUAAUACUUUUGCGAAGAGGAUAUGGUUCCUACCACCGGAUGAUUCUAAGCAAAUAUAAUAUGAAUUUUGGGACGAUCCGAUCAUAUGCAACAUACAAAACAAAGAGGUACAUAUAUAAUUCGGUAUCGCGACGAUAAUUGCACUUAAUUUACGAUUUUAAGUGUUAACGAUUUGGAAUAAAUAAUAAAAAAAUGUAAAUCCUUCAAGGUUUCGAUCAAAACUUUACCCACUGAUGCAAAAAGUAGUCAUUUAUGUGUGAGAGGGGUCAUAGUUUUAAAGGGUUAGUAAUAUUUUAGUACUUAAUGGAAAUUCCUCUGUUUUUGAAAAUAAUCUUACCUACUUGUUAAGACUGGGAUAUUACAUAUCCUUCUGUGUAAUUGGAACCCUCAGUCCAUCAAACUUUAAGGUUCCUUGCUCAGCCCAUUGCCAAAUUACGUAACUUAAAAUGUUUCAACGUCUCUAGCAUCAUAAAUCGCAUAUGACGCUAUUUUUUCACACGAAAAAAUUGUAUUUAACUGUUAUUAAUGAGUAAACUGAUUAAAAAAAUGUCACCCUCCUCUAUUUUCAUGUUUCAAUUUUUCCUAGCAUCGCAUUAUUGUUUUCUCCAUAGCUCGUAUGCAUCGUCUGACAAAGAAUCAUGUACUGUGAAAUAAUAAUCAGGAAUGUAUUUUUCUCUGAUAAAAUCUGAUGUAAACUUUCCCUUCCGACUCAUCCGAAAAUCAAUCAACUUUUAGGAUAUUUUCCUUGUUUUGACCUGUAGUUUAGCAGUGAUGGCAGAUGAUGCAAGAAAAGCACUCAGGGUGUCUUGCCUCGUGUCGUAGACAAGACAGCGAUUUAGUGCUGACUAGGAUUUUGCGGGAUACGUACUGAAAAGAAGUAGGGUACACUAUGAGUGUGGUCUGCUGACCAGCUCAAAAAAGAUCUAAACAGAAGCGGAUCCACCAAUUUGGCAACACCGGAUUGCCUCCAUCUAAAUCUAUGCUAAAUAAUCGAUUCUUGUCAAAGCACCCGGCCCCUCCGAGAAUCGAUACCUUUCCAUAGGUUUUAAUGGAAGAAAUACAAUGUUGCCACUCUGCUCAAUCCGCCUAUGGAUCUAAACCUGUACAGAUCGCUGAACAGGACUUUAAAUUAGGUAUAUUAUAAUGAAUCUGCCUGAGCUGAAUAUCCCCCCCCCCCCAGACAUGAAUUUUAGAAUUCUAAUUAUGACGUUUUAUUUUUUCUGACAUUGGUCUCUCUGCAGGAUGGUGUAGAAUGGAAACUAUUCUACCAUCCUGUUACUAGUCUAAAACUGCAUGCGUAACCGGUACGUACCGUACCAUCAGCUCGUAUAAGUUUUGAAGGUAACUCUCUUAGUGUCAUGCAGUGCGAUUCUGAAGUUGAACUUCCCGUAAAAUCCGAGAAAUAGGGUGUCUCUAAUUAUCAUGAAGACACUUUUGUGUAAAUUUAAUCAAGUUGUUUGAAUCUUUCAAUCGAGUUCAUCAACUUUUUUGUAAAUAUUUUUAUUAGAGUGAUAUUUUAUCGAAGCAAGUACAAUGUACGGGCUACGUGCUCGACCCUAUCUGAUUGUAAAUUUGGCCUCUUAUAUUUCCAUGUUUUUGUGAUUUUAUUAUGUAUCAUGUAAUUAAUUUAUAUCAAUUUGCAGCCCAAGAGUUAUUAAAAAAACCCAUACUGUAUGAUCUGUAAAUAUACAAUUUAAUAUUAAAUUAUACGUGUUUGUUUUGUAAAUUUGA
This is a messenger RNA of Bemisia tabaci, 4546 nucleotides long. Its product is annotated as homeobox protein unc-42. The record is from RefSeq and is a predicted model, not a curated record. Gene Ontology annotation, molecular function: RNA polymerase II transcription regulatory region sequence-specific DNA binding; DNA-binding transcription factor activity, RNA polymerase II-specific. Lineage: Eukaryota; Metazoa; Arthropoda; Insecta; Hemiptera; Aleyrodidae. Gene Ontology annotation, biological process: regulation of transcription by RNA polymerase II.